AUGGCGGAAACACUUUUGUCGUUUGGAGUCGAGAAGCUUUGGAACCUCCUUGUUCGACAAUCUGAGCGACUUCAGGGAGUUGAUGAGCAGUUCAAUGGACUGAAAAGUGAUCUGAAUAUGUUGAGGUGCUUUUUGGGAGAUGCAGAUGCCAAGAAACAUACAAGUUCAAUGGUGAAAAACUGUGUGGAAGAGAUCAAGGAAAUCGUUUUCGAUGCAGAGGAUGUAAUCCAAAACUUUCUUCUUAAGGAAGAACUUGGACGAACGAGUGGGAUCAGGAAGCGCAUGAGAAGACUUCCUUUCAUAAUAUUGGAUCGCAGGGAACUUGCAUCCAACAUGGAAGGCAUAAGUAAGAGGAUUUCCAAGGUGAUUAGCGAUAUGACAUAUUUCGGGGGACAACAGAUUAUUGCCGAUGGCAGGUGUUCACAACCUCUUCAAGGGAGAUGA
This is a messenger RNA of Arabis nemorensis, 444 nucleotides long. The record is from the annotation of a GenBank genome assembly. Lineage: Eukaryota; Viridiplantae; Streptophyta; Magnoliopsida; Brassicales; Brassicaceae.